AUGGCUUCAUCAGAAUGUCCUACUGAUCGAAACUUCAUUGUAGUGGAUUUCCACUACAAUGGAAUGUUUGCACCCAACCCAUUAAAGCUCACCAGAACUAGAAGUAAAGACAUCUACUUCUACCUUCCACAAGAGUCUUUAAGUCAGGGAAUUCAUACACUGGUUUAUGACGGUGAUUACAAAGAAAUUUUGGAUUUGGCUUAUGCAAAUGAGAGGAGAAUGAAUGUGUAUGUGGACCACUAUAAUGAACCAAUAUUUGAAUGGAUUGAGGAAAAGGAAAAUGAAGAUCAAGACUACAGCUGUGAAGAGGAUGAAGACUCAAUUUUGUCGGACACUUAUUCUAUUGACCAUGAAGAAGAUGAUGUUGAAUAUCCAUUCCCAGCCAACAAAACCAUGGGUGAUAGGUUCUUAUACAAACUUUGUAUACAUACAUUAAAUGUACAUGAUCUAUAUGAAGAUGUUGAAUAUGUUCAACCUCAAUACCCUGUACAUGAUGAAUAG
This is a messenger RNA of Lactuca saligna, 501 nucleotides long. NCBI's taxonomy places the organism in Eukaryota, Viridiplantae, Streptophyta, Magnoliopsida, Asterales, Asteraceae. The record is from the annotation of a GenBank genome assembly.